AUGUCAAUCCAUUCAGUGAGACGAUCCCAGAACCAUCUAGCCUGGGACAAGAGUAUCCGGCCCGUGGUCUAUGCCCAGUCAGGCGAUACGAUCGCCUUUGAUUGCCUGGAUUCGUCCAAUGGCCAGAUCACACCAGCCUCCACUGCAUCAACGCUCUCUUCCCUCGUGGUUGCAGAGCUUGACCAAGUCAGUGGCCCUGUUCACAUAGAGGGCGCACUACCCGGAGAUACGCUGCAGGUCGACGUCCUGGAGAUCGAGACGGCUGAUUGGGGUUGGACUGGACUCAUUCCUGGAUUCGGGGUCCUGCUUGACGAGUUCCCUACGCCGGCAUUGAAGAUCUGGGAGCUGGAUAAGGAGAACGGGUUCGCCUGGUUCGAUCGCGAGAAGGGGAUAAAGAUCCCCUUGCGACCAUUUCCUGGCGAGAUGGGCGUUGCGCCAGGCAAGGAAGGGGCAUUCUCGACCAUUCCUCCGUACAAUACCGGAGGUAAUCUGGAUACAAAGUAUCUCCACGCGGGGUCCACGCUGUACUUACCCAUAGAAGCGGAAGGAGCGUUGUUUUCAAUUGGGGACGGUCACGCAGCCCAAGGUGACGGAGGUAAGUGUUGUGCUCUCGAGACGCCGAUACACGUAAAGGUACGGCUCACAAUACGCAAAGACAAAGCGUAUACCAAGACGCCACACUACACCACCACCGAAGCGGUUUCUCGUGAAGACUAUUACUGUACUACUGGAAUUGAUUCGGACAUCAAAACAGCUAUCAGAGCCGCAGUGCGGUACAUGAUAGACUAUCUUGUCGCCGAACACCAGCUAGGCCGAACGGAGGCCUACAUGCUUUGCGGCGUUGCAGGAGAUCUUAAACUACACGAAGUGGUUGAUAUGCCCAACUACGUUGUUGGCAUGAUGAUUCCAAAGUCCAUCUUUACUCUCGCGUAG
This is a messenger RNA of Pleurotus ostreatus (oyster mushroom), 933 nucleotides long. RefSeq lists its product as uncharacterized. The coding region runs from base 1 to 933 and encodes 310 amino acids. Gene Ontology annotation, molecular function: hydrolase activity, acting on carbon-nitrogen (but not peptide) bonds, in linear amides. The record is from RefSeq and is a predicted model, not a curated record. The transcript has 7 exons. Lineage: Eukaryota; Fungi; Basidiomycota; Agaricomycetes; Agaricales; Pleurotaceae.